UCCAACCUGUGAAACACUUAUUUUUUACUUGUAUAACUGUAUAACUCAAUCAUCUGAUAACUAAGCCUGUCCAAAUUACUCUAGAAGCCAAUUCAAGAAUGGAGAAACCGCAAGACCAUGAGAAUGAAAAUGGAGAUACUGUGAUUCCAGAUGGUUCAAUUUGUGGGUAUGAUUCUCUUCACACCCUUCUUAGCGCCAAUCUCAAACCCCAUCUCUUCAAGGAAGUUCACCGUUUGCUUUUUGGUCUAAACUGUGGGAAGGCACUUAAACAGAUUGAUCUCCCAAAAUCGGCUAAAGCAAUCUCGUCUGAACAUGAUUUUGAUCUGAAGGCUUUUUCCUUUGAAGCUGACAAGGAAUUACUAAGAGAACCUCGAGUAGUUAGGGUGGGUCUAAUCCAAAACUCUAUUGCUCUUCCAACAACUGCCCACUUUCUGGACCAGAAGAGGGCUCUUUUUCAGAAAAUAAAACUAAUCAUUGACACUGCUGGCACUUCAGGAGUCAAGAUAUUGUGCUUGCAAGAAGCAUGGAUGAUGCCAUUUGCCUUUUGCACUCGAGAGAAGAGGUGGUGUGAAUUUGCUGAGCCCAUUGAUGGGGAAUCAAUGCAAUUUCUGCAGGAACUUGCUCGGAAAUAUAACAUGGUAAUCAUCAGUCCAAUCCUUGAGAGGGAUGUUAACCAUGGGGACACUAUCUGGAACACUGCUGUUAUUAUUGGCAAUAAUGGCAACAUCAUUGGCAAGCACCGAAAGAACCACAUUCCUAGAGUUGGGGACUUCAAUGAGAGCACAUACUAUAUGGAAGGAAAUACUGGGCAUCCUGUGUUUGAGACUGCUUAUGGAAAGAUUGCUGUCAACAUUUGUUAUGGGAGGCAUCAUCCAUUGAAUUGGUUAGCUUUUGGCUUGAAUGGUGCAGAAAUUGUUUUCAACCCUUCCGCAACGGUCGGGGAACUCAGUGAACCAAUGUGGCCCAUUGAGGCCCGCAAUGCUGCAAUAGCAAAUAGUUAUUUUGUUGGGUCAAUAAACCGUGUUGGGACUGAGACCUUCCCUAAUGCCUUUACUUCGGGUGAUGGAAAGCCACAACACAAUGAUUUUGGACAUUUCUAUGGAUCAAGUCAUUUUUCAGCACCAGAUGCUUCAUGCACACCAUCUCUUUCCCGUUACAAGGAUGGCUUGAUGAUUGCAGACAUGGAUUUGAACCUCUGCAGGCAGCUGAAAGACAAAUGGUGUUUCCCAAUGACUGCUCGAUAUGAAUUAUACGCAGAGAUGCUAGCCAAAUAUCUAAAGCCAGACUUCAAGCCUCAAAUCAUAUCUGACCCCUUGUUACAUAAGAAGGCUUCCUAAGUUGCAGGUAAAUCUCAAUGUAAAAAAAUUGUAUUCAAUAAAAUUCUGGCUAGAUGGUCAGUGUAGAAACAAGUCUCUGGGUAUCUUCUUGUGUAAUUAUUUAAAAUAUUGUUAAUUAUCCUAAAAUCUUAUGAUAGAAGGGAUAAAUGAUGAUAAACCAUACAAAUUGAACCUUCCAA
Molecule: messenger RNA, 1516 nt
Organism: Mangifera indica (mango)
Lineage: Eukaryota; Viridiplantae; Streptophyta; Magnoliopsida; Sapindales; Anacardiaceae
Product: beta-ureidopropionase
Exons: 6
Coding region: 99-1337 (412 amino acids)
Molecular function (GO): beta-ureidopropionase activity
Source: RefSeq, a predicted model, not a curated record